Molecule: messenger RNA, 1138 nt
Organism: Neohortaea acidophila
Lineage: Eukaryota; Fungi; Ascomycota; Dothideomycetes; Mycosphaerellales; Teratosphaeriaceae
Exons: 4
Coding region: 408-1073 (221 amino acids)
Source: RefSeq, a predicted model, not a curated record
ACGGUACGAAGUAGCCUUGAACGUGUAUUGCUGGUUGUGUCUUUUGGUGAUGGAAAGAGAAGAGAGGAAAGGGAAAGAUGGGAGUGGACUUCACCUAGCCGUUGAUCACAUGCUCACUUCGCACCAUUUCGUACGUGUCUCCGUGACGACGUCUGCUUUCACCCCGAACCUUCUCGUGCAUACUGAAUGUUACACAACGUCAUUGCUGAACUCCCUCAUAUCCACUCACUCACCUACUCAUUCACAUCAAACAAAGCUUCACUUACUCUCACAGAGCGUCAACCUUUGCACCCUCAAGUGUUCUUCCCUUCUCCCCUUCUCUUCGGAAAAGGCCAGCUCAAUCUCUCAUCCUUGCAUCAUCCACACUAAACACCUCGAGACUCUCUCCAACGUGCAGCUCGAGCAAAAUGCCAGCCCCGUGGAACGCCGAGCGUCAUGAGCGCUUGCUCAAAGCCAUCGUCCUCAACUUCUCCAUGAACACUGCCACGCUUGCCAGCGCAUACAAUGCGCAGUUGGCCAAGAAUACCGAGGACAAGUUGACCAAGGGCGCCAUCGACCAGCACUUCACCAAGCUCGUCGCUGGAAUGGGCAAGGCAGGCAAGAAGACGGUGAUGCAGCCCAAGACCCCUACCAAACUCUCCACUCCACGGGCUGCUGCGGUCAAAGCUCCAGCUCCUACAAGCAGUGCCAAGAAACGCAAGGCCGACCGCAUGAGUGACGAGGAGGAGGAAGAGGGAGAGAGCUCCGAAGACGACGUCAGCGAAGGUAUCUCCGCUCCACUGGCCCCCCGCACGCCCAGCUCGCGUGCCAGCAAAGCAGCCCGCCUCGAUGCCGGAGCUGCUGGUUCCAUGGAGGGAAUUGACGUGGCCGACAUGACGAACGAGGGAGAGGACGACAUCAUGUUCCAGCACGAGCUCAACUUCGACGGUGUCGGGGAGGUGAAGCCGCUUCUCGCAACUGCUACCAACGGCAAGGGACCAGACACCUUCACCGGCGGUCGUGCUAUCGUGCCGAGCAAGAAGCUCAUUUUCGAUUCGGGCGACGACUCGGACAUCAGUGAGUGGGAGCCGUAGACGAUGGUUUGAUGGAGGCUCGGAGGUCGGGUAUGCAUGAUGACGACGACUCGGAUGCAGAAGGC